This is a messenger RNA of Anolis carolinensis (green anole), 1539 nucleotides long. RefSeq names its product tRNA wybutosine-synthesizing protein 2 homolog. NCBI's taxonomy places the organism in Eukaryota, Metazoa, Chordata, Lepidosauria, Squamata, Anolidae. Bases 761 to 1117 code for a protein of 118 amino acids. The record is from RefSeq and is a predicted model, not a curated record. The transcript has a single exon.
ACUUAUAUUACUGCUGCAGAGUCCCAUAUACCCAAAAUGUGUGUGUUGCAGGGAAAAGGGAGAGGAGAUGUUAGGGGGCAGGUUGGGAAGAAGAUGAGUAGUUUUAAUCAUGUUUCUUCAUCUUUCACUUUGGCUCUGAAAUUCUUCUAGUACCCAUAAUCUGUUUGGGGUUUGUUGUAGCUCAGGAAUGGCCAUUGAGGUUUUUUUUUCACAUCUUAGCAUUACUAAAAUGAUCAAAGGUCUGGAGACCAUGUCCUAUGAGGAGCAUCUUAAAGAUCUGGAUAUGUUUGUCCUGCAGAAGAGAAGGCUGAGAGGAGACAUUAUAGCCAUUUGUAAAUAUGUGAAGGGAUGUCAUAAGGAAGAGGAAGCAGGCUUGUUUUCUGCUGCCCUGGAGACCAGGACUCAGAGAAAUGGGUUCAAACUUCAGAAAAGGAAAUUCUACCUGAAUACUAGGAAGAACUUCAUGAUUGUAAGAACUGUUUAGCAGUGGAACUCUCUGCUUCAGAAUGUGAUGGAAGUUCCUUCCUUGGACUCUUUUAAACAUAGACUGGAUGGUUGUUGUAUGUUUUCCGGGCUGUAUGGCCAUGUUCCAAAAGUAUUCUCUCCUGACUUUUCGCCCACAUCUAUGGCAGGCAUCCUCAGAGCAACCCAAAAACAACCACAACUUUAUUUAUGAUUUCUCUUGUAUGACGACUGAUAGUCAUCUUCUACUAAAUUGGUGGCUGAAGAUUAUUUUUAAUCUCUUUUAGUCUCUUGCAAAAUGGCUGCAGAGGAGGUGUGCUCCGGUGGUACUGUUGCUUUUGUGACAGAGCCAGAGUUUGCCCAGCUAUUCAGGAAACUUUUGCAGAAGGAGGGGAUCCUGGACAGGCAUUACCGUGUGCAGAAGCUUCCGGAUGGGACCGUGGCAUUGCCAGUGCUGGGCCAAGGCCUCAAGGAGCAGCAGCUACAAGAGCUGAAGGAAAGGAUCCCACCGGGAAAGACCUGUGUUCUGUCCUGGAUCCAAAAUCCCAUUCUCUCAAAAGUAGCCAAGGUCCAGUCCCCUGUCCAGAAACUGCAUGAUGAACUGCAGCGCUUCAUAUCCACCUCUGGAGCCACUUGGUCAGAAGAGAUGGAGUGAGAUCUGCCCUCCUCCUGGCAGCGUCAUGGAGACUUAGUUCUACUUAGCGAAAACAGCUUUAAAGCAACACUAUGGGGAGAGCUAGGUAAAUCCGAAACAUAACCCAUUAAUAUUCUGGGCAUCUUUUUUUUUAUAACAAAGCAACAAUGUACCUUGGUUUCACUUCUAAAUGGCCAUCUUUGAACAAAGAAGGUUUGAAAUGAAACUGUAGUAUUCAACUCCCAGAUUAAAAUAUUAUAUAUUUUUAAAGGUUUUUAUAAUGUGUUUUAACAAUGUUAUUAACAGAUCUGUUUAUAUUGUUUUGUUUUUAUGAUUGCAAUUUGGGCAUUAAAUUUUGCCAAUUUUUGUAAGCCGCCCUGAGUCCCCUCGGGUGAGAAGGGCGGGGUAUAAAUGUUGUAAAUAAAUAAAUAAAUAAAUAAAUA